Ustilago hordei is the source of this 669-nucleotide messenger RNA. RefSeq lists its product as uncharacterized. Bases 1 to 669 code for a protein of 222 amino acids. The transcript has 4 exons. Gene Ontology annotation, biological process: protein transport; endosome transport via multivesicular body sorting pathway; late endosome to vacuole transport. NCBI's taxonomy places the organism in Eukaryota, Fungi, Basidiomycota, Ustilaginomycetes, Ustilaginales, Ustilaginaceae. Gene Ontology annotation, cellular component: multivesicular body; ESCRT III complex. The record is from RefSeq and is a predicted model, not a curated record.
AUGCAAGCUGUCUCGAAAUUCAUCUUUGGCCCGAGCCAAGAAGAGAGAGUGAAGAAGGUCCAAUCGCAGUUACGAUCCGAACAGCGCUCACUCGAUCGAGAGAUGCGACAGAUCGACCAAGGAUCCACAAAGACCAAAGCCGAAAUUAAGAAGCUUGCCAACAAGGGCGACGUCAAGAACGCAAAGAUUCUAGCAAGGGAAGUCGUCCGCGCCCAGAAGCAGAAGAACCGUCUUGCAGUGUCCAAAGCGAGACUCAAUAGUAUACAUAUGCAGCUGCAGCAUCAACUCGCAAUGUACAAGCUGACAGGAAGCAUGCAGAAAUCGACCGAGAUCAUGAAGUUGUCGAAUCAACUGGUCAAGCUGCCAGAAGUUUCGGCGAUUAUGCGGCAAAUGAGUGGCGAGAUGACCAAGGCGGGCAUCAUGGAAGAACUCAUGGACGACACAUUAGAUUCUGGUGUCCUCGGCCAAGACGAAGAUGAGAUGGAAGAGGAAGCACAAGAAGAAGUCGACAAAGUCCUCUAUCAGCUCACCGACGGCAAAUUGGGUCAAGCAAGCACAACCGAUGGACUACCAGAACUGGCGAUGGAAGAUCCAAAACUCAACGAAGAACAGGAACAAGCAGAUAUGCAACGCAUGCAGGCUGCUUUGGAUGGGUUGAUUCGUGGAUGA